AUGGGUGCUUGCGGAAGCACAGAAGCGGGAGGCGAAGAUACCGAACAAAAGAAGAGAAGUCAAGCUAUCGAUCGUAAGCUCGAGGAAGACUCGCGCAGAUUACGACGAGAAUGCAAGAUUUUACUGCUUGGUUCCGGCGAGAGCGGAAAGUCAACGAUCGUGAAGCAGAUGAAGAUCAUCCAUCAAAAUGGUUAUUCACAAGAAGAACGAGCGCUAUAUCGUCUCACCGUAUACAAGAACCUGAUUGACUGCAUGAAGGCCCUCAUAGGCGCCAUGCAGCAGUUCGAAAUCGAUACCGACAACGAAAAAGUCAAGGAAGCAAUAGUGUAUAUCGAAAGCUAUAAUGUGGACCCAGACCCUGACAGCACACUCGAGCCCAAAGCCGCCGAGGCAGUCGAACGAAUAUGGAAAGAUCCCGCUUCGGCUAAAACGAUGGAGCGGCAGAGCGAGUUCUAUCUGAUGGACUCAGCAUCAUAUUUCUUCGACCAGGUGCAACGGCUGGCCGCUCCAGACUACGUGCCCGAUGAGGCAGAUGUAUUGAGAGCGCGUACCAAGACCACAGGUAUCUACGAAACGAGAUUCACGAUGGGUCAGCUCAGCAUACACAUGUUCGACGUUGGCGGACAAAGAAGUGAGCGGAAAAAGUGGAUUCACUGCUUUGAAAAUGUCACUUCAAUCAUUUUCUGUGUGGCGCUGUCAGAAUACGACCAAGUUCUCUUGGAGGAGGCCAAUCAAAACCGAAUGAUGGAAUCCCUGGUGUUAUUUGACUCAGUCGUAAACUCGAGGUGGUUCAUGCGGACGAGUAUCAUUCUCUUCCUCAACAAAGUCGAUCUCUUCAAGGAGAAGCUGGGGCGAUCGCCACUUGGCAACUAUUUCCCAGACUAUUCGGGCGGCAACGACGUCAACAGAGCCGCCAAAUACCUUCUAUGGCGGUUCAACCAGGUGAACCGCGCACAGUUGAAUCUCUAUCCUCAUCUCACACAAGCCACCGAUACAACAAAUAUUCGACUCGUGUUUGCAGCCGUAAAGGAAACUAUUCUACAAAACGCGCUCAAGGAUUCAGGCAUUUUAUGA
Cyphellophora attinorum is the source of this 1074-nucleotide messenger RNA. Its product is annotated as Guanine nucleotide-binding protein alpha-3 subunit. Gene Ontology annotation, cellular component: heterotrimeric G-protein complex. NCBI's taxonomy places the organism in Eukaryota, Fungi, Ascomycota, Eurotiomycetes, Chaetothyriales, Cyphellophoraceae. The record is from RefSeq and is a predicted model, not a curated record. Gene Ontology annotation, molecular function: G-protein beta/gamma-subunit complex binding; GTP binding; G protein-coupled receptor binding. Gene Ontology annotation, biological process: adenylate cyclase-activating G protein-coupled receptor signaling pathway. The transcript is spliced from 6 exons. The coding region runs from base 1 to 1074 and encodes 357 amino acids.